GUUGGAUUGCUUUCUCAGUCUUUCCUUUUGUAAGAUUCAUUCCUGAGGCCUUUGCUACUCGACUCCCAUAUUCAAUCGUUAUGAAGUUUCUCGCCCUUUCUGUAGCUGCCUUGAUUUCCAGCGCGACCGCCUUUGCACCGACCUUUCGGGGAAGUCCGGCGUCCACGACGGCCUCCACCACGUCUCUGGCUGCGCGCAAACCCUUCAUUUCGGGAAACUGGAAGCUCAAUCCGCAAACCAAGUCGGAAGCCGUAGAUUUGGCCUCAAAUAUUGCUGCCGCCAUUACCUCCGAUUCGCCCGAUGCCGACGUCGCUCUCUUUGUCCCCUACGUCUUUAUCGAAGCCGCACAGGAAGCUACCGGCGGCAAGCUCGCGAUUGGAGCCGAGGGUGUUUGCCCGCAAAUCCAAGGAGCCUUCACCGGAGCCGUCUCGGCCAGCAUGCUCCAGUCCAUUGGCGUGCAGUGGGCCCUGGCUGGUCAUUCGGAGCGUCGGGUAGUCUUUGGCGAAACGGACGAAUAUAUCAACGGCCAAUGCUUGAAACUCAUUGAACUCGGCAUGUCCGUCAUGCUCUGCAUUGGCGAAUCCGAAUCGGAAUACGAACAAGACCUGGCUGGACCCGUGUGUGCCGUUCAACUUAAGAAAGGCCUAGCCGGUAUUCAAAAGGAAGAUUUGAGCCGGGUGGCGAUUGCUUACGAACCCGUCUGGGCCAUCGGUACGGGCAAGGUGGCGACGCCGGAGAUUGCGCAGAGCGUGCACGCCAAGUGCCGCGCCGUCUUGGCAGAAAUGUACGGACCGGAAACCGCCGAUGCCACCCGCAUCCUGUACGGAGGUAGCGUGACACCCGAGUCCGUCGACGACUUGAUGGCCAUGCCGGAUAUCGACGGAGCUUUGGUGGGGGGAGCGUCCCUGGAUGCGGCCAAGUUUGGACGUAUCAUCAACUUUCAGUCCAAAUAG
Molecule: messenger RNA, 953 nt
Organism: Phaeodactylum tricornutum CCAP 1055/1
Lineage: Eukaryota; Bacillariophyta; Bacillariophyceae; Surirellales; Neidiaceae
Product: triosephosphate isomerase
Exons: 2
Coding region: 81-953 (290 amino acids)
Biological process (GO): gluconeogenesis; glyceraldehyde-3-phosphate biosynthetic process; glycerol catabolic process
Cellular component (GO): cytosol
Molecular function (GO): triose-phosphate isomerase activity
Source: RefSeq, a predicted model, not a curated record